UCGCAUUACCUUUUCUAAAAUCUGUCAAAGUUCUCAAACUAGAACUAUUUGCCAUAACUGGACCAUUCCCUAAAAUCAGAAAGAUGUUGCGUAUUCAGGUUGCCAGGAAGUUGCUCCUGAGUCGCUUGCCAGCGAUGAUUGCAUAUCCUUUAGCUCGUGGGCAAAAGACCAUGCCAGUCACUGACACUUCCUUCAAGGAUCCGCCCAAAGCUGGUUACUCUCCCUUUGGCCGGGAUCAGAAAUCCUGGUCGGAGUGGACCUUGGCCCGGCUGGAUGACCUCUUGAACUGGGGCCGCAAGGGCUCCCUGUGGCCCAUGACCUUUGGCCUCGCCUGCUGUGCCGUCGAGAUGAUGCACAUUGCCGCCCCUCGCUAUGACAUGGAUCGCUUCGGAGUGGUCUUCCGGGCCUCUCCCCGCCAGUCGGACGUGAUGAUUGUGGCCGGGACACUGACCAACAAGAUGGCACCGGCCAUGCGUAAGGUUUACGACCAGAUGCCGGAGCCCCGGUGGGUCAUCUCGAUGGGGAGUUGUGCCAAUGGCGGUGGCUACUAUCACUACUCCUAUUCUGUGGUCCGUGGCUGCGAUCGCAUCGUUCCGGUGGACAUAUAUGUGCCAGGAUGUCCUCCCACGGCGGAGGCCCUCAUGUACGGAAUUCUGCAGUUGCAAAAGAAAAUCAAGCGCAUGAAGACGCUCCAGAUGUGGUACCGAAAGUAGGGAGAAUACUUUACUUUAAAGUGUUUUUUAAGCAUUAAAAAUCUGUAAUCCCUUAA
Molecule: messenger RNA, 769 nt
Organism: Drosophila serrata
Lineage: Eukaryota; Metazoa; Arthropoda; Insecta; Diptera; Drosophilidae
Gene: ND-20L
Product: NADH dehydrogenase (ubiquinone) 20 kDa subunit-like
Biological process (GO): aerobic respiration; electron transport coupled proton transport; mitochondrial respiratory chain complex I assembly
Cellular component (GO): respiratory chain complex I
Molecular function (GO): NADH dehydrogenase (ubiquinone) activity; quinone binding; 4 iron, 4 sulfur cluster binding
Source: RefSeq, a predicted model, not a curated record